UUGAAAUCAGCUGAGAAACCAUUCGAUUUGGAAAUAGUUGCAAAGGUAAGCAAAAAAGAAGAAGAGGAAGAACAAAAAUCGAAUGGUGCUGGAAAGGGUAAAGGAGGAUUAAUUGCAGGUAUUGUAGUUGGUAUUUUGAUUGUAAUUAUUAUUGUUAUUGUCGUAGUGGUUAUAUUAAUAAAGAAGAAAGGACAAAGCAACAAUGAUAAUGAUUCUGAAGAACAGGAAGAAAAAUUGCCAGAAGAGGCAGAAACUAUGACAACUAAUACAAAUGUCGAAACAACUACUGUUGACAAUCCUCUUUUCACAGGUAAUAAGUCGGAUGAAGAUCUUUUUGACAUCAAUGAAAGUGAUAACGAGGCUGAUGAAAUUAAUGUCCAAUUUUAA
This is a messenger RNA of Trichomonas vaginalis G3, 387 nucleotides long. RefSeq lists its product as uncharacterized. The record is from RefSeq and is a predicted model, not a curated record. Lineage: Eukaryota; Parabasalia; Trichomonadida; Trichomonadidae. The transcript has a single exon.